CCUUUGCUGAUUUCUGAUGAUGUUCCUUUACUCACCUAGGGUGUCGGCCAUUCCUGAAGAUCUACCAGUCGAUGCAGCCUGUUUACACAUCAGGAAUCUACAACAUCCCGGGAGACGGACAGACCAGUAUCUGUAUUACCAUCGAGCCAGGACUCAUGUUGAAAGGAGACAUUUUGCUGAAAUGUUACCAUAAGAAGUACCAGAGCCCGAGCAGAGAAAUCGUGUUCCGUGUGCAAUUCCACACAUGUGCAAUCCAUGACCUUGGUGUGGUGUUUGGCAAAGAGGAUCUCGAUGACGCCUUUAAAGACGACAGAUUCCCUGAAUAUUCAAAGGUCGAGUUCAUUUUCUCUUUUGGCCCUGAGAAAAUACAAGGGAUGGAACACCUCGAGAAUGGGCCAAGUGUCUCUGUUGAUUACAACACUGCUGACCCCUUGAUCCGAUGGGAUUCCUAUGAGAACUUUAACGCCCAGCAAGAGGACCAGCCCGAGGAUGUGGUACACACCCAGGGGCCGUUGGAUGGGAGUUUGUAUGCCAAAGUAAAGAAGAAGAAUUCAACCGAUGGGACGACAAAUCCAGUCCCUGCCAAUGGUAUUCCUUUACCUGGGGUGCCCAACCAUAUCGAGCACACCCUGUCAGUGAGCAGUGACUCUGGGAACUCCACCGCCUCCACCAAAACUGACAAGACUGACGAGCAGCCACCGCCCAGCAACCAAGGCAUCACACCUGAGGAGAGACGGGAGCUUGACAGGCUGCUCAGUGGCUUUGGUUUGGACAGCAAGGCACCAAUGCACAACAGGGCCUCUGGCCUGUCAGUGUCAGCAGGACCUCGUCAUGUGCUGGUUCCUGCCCAGGUCCACGUCAAUGGAGAUGUGCCAAUGGCCAACACAGAGCGGGAAACCGACAUUCUAGAUGAUGACUUGCCCAACCACGACCUGAACAGCGUCGACAGUGUGGGCACACUCUCCUCCUUCGAGGGCACCUACCCCAUGGCAACGGGUGAGGUGGGUUACCACGAGUCUCCACGGGUAGACCAGGCCUUGCUUGUAUCCAAUGGGCCACUAAGUUACAAUGGAAUCAACAAACUCCAGAGGGAUGGAUACUGCGAGUCAGACCUAACGGGAAUCAGCUACACCAAGAACAUCCCAAGGAGUAACAGCGUAACCCAGGCAGGCCAACAGCAGAACUCUACAGGCCACUUGAUCCCUGUCAUCUCCACUCCUCAGCACGUCACUUACACCAUGCCAAGCUGUGUCCAGCAGCCUCAAACAGCUGUUGUCCAGCAGUCCUAUCCCAUUGGCCCCACUGGGAUGUACAGAUCUCAGUCGUUCAGUGCGCCUGACAGCUCCAGACGUGAGCUUGUGUCCAAUCUGCCUCAGACCCCAGCACGCAGCACCAGCAGUAGGGACGCAGUUCAGAGAGGCCUGAGCACCUGGCAGCAGCAGGGGAGCUGGUCCUCAUCCUACCCACAGGCAAAUGGGGUGCUCGAGGGUCCUAGCAGUCCUUUGAGAACUCAGAGCCCGCAGCACAGCACCUCUGAGCCAACACUGCAAAGCCACAACAUCCCAGAGUUCCCAAGAAUGGCCUCUCAGCAGGAGAUUGAGCAGUCCAUUGAGACCCUCAACAUACUCAUGCUAGACUUGGACCCUUCAUUCUCUCAGGCACACAAGUUUCAGCGCGAGCCAAUGGUGGAACCACAGCCCCCAUCACACUUCAGCUCUGCAGAUCAUCAGGAUGCCAUUCAAAGACCAUCAAACUCGUUUGAGCCUACUCACACCGUCAUGGCAGCCAACAUGUAUGCCCCAAGCCAGCCAUUGACACACACAACUGAUCUGAUACACCAGACUUCAUCAGAGCUAGAUCAGAGAAAUGUGGACAGUUGUCCCCCGGGUGCCUCACUCCCACAGGAGCAACAACAGAACCCUGUAGGAGUCUAUUACCCAGUGUAUGGCCACGCAAGCCAGCAACCGCAGUCAGCCACCACCACACCGAGAGGUUACGGCCGAGGACCAAAUGACAACGCCUCAUCCCCGGUGCCACCAUUUGUAUCGCACAGUGGACCCGUUUCCGCAACCUACUCCAUGCCAUCUCAGUCACAAGUGCAAGUGAAAUCUGCCAGCCUUGAUGGCAUCGCCAGGAUGCCCGAGGAAGAACAUUAUAAUUUGGAGGGACUGGUCGCUCAGCGGGUGGCAGAAUACAACGCUAGGAUCCGAGGUAUCUGGCACGGCGUCAACCUCUAUCCAUCCUUCCAUCGUCAUCGGUCUCACACCUUCUCUGGUGUGAGGUCACAGGCCACAAGCCCCGAGGAAAUGGGACCGACCUCUAGACGACGAACGACCAGCGAGGGGCAGUAUGAGAACAGUGGCAACAGCAGUGGUGUCUCCCGAAGCCCACCCUUGCGUUCCCCAAUACGUUGUGUGUCCCCUGAGGUGGCUAGUUCUAUCGCCGCUAAUCCAGGAGGACGACCCAAAGAGCCCAACAUGCACAGCUACAGAGAAGCAUUCGAAGAAAUGGAAGGAACGCCAACGAGUCCCACCAGUGGGGCUGUCCGUUCCCCACCAGGACUAGCUAAGACUCCACUCUCUGCACUGGGCCUGAAGCCUCACAAUCCAGCUGAUGUCCUCCUCCAGUCAGCAGCGCUCGGACAAGAGCCCAGGAGUUACGUGGAGUCGGUUGUCAGGACAGCAGCAGUCGGGGGAAGCAAUCUGCAAAGUACUCCCACGCCUCAGAGCUACGUGGUGGAGACCCCGGUCAGGAACAUACCCUGUCCCUCAACAUUCACUUCCCCAAGUCCCAUUUCAAGCAGCAGUCCCUUACCUGGAAUGGAGAGUGCCUUCAUCACGAGCUGUUCAUCAGCAGGUGCCAAUGGACACAGUGCCACACCACCCCAGCCAUCUCUGGAUUCCAGUUUGAGAUCAGCAAGCUUCUCUCACCCGUCCUUUGCAGAGAGCAGCUAUCUCAACACCACUCCAUCUAACCUGUCGGCUGCCGGCACAGCCAGCUCCUCAGGCAGCUUUGCUCUGGGUGCCGACCCUUCACUAAGCCCAGGUGCACUUCAUCAAGACAGAGGCACGACAGGAGUUCAUGGGCUGCCUGGAAGCCCACAGUCCCUCCAUAGGACAGUGGCCACUAAUACCCCCUCAAGCCCAUCUUUGGGCAGGAGGAUAAUCAGUCCUGGGACAGUGAUGCCCCCUGGAAGCCCAGGUAUGAACAGGCACCCGGCGGGUACUCAUGGAGUUCUGACUGGCACAUCAAGUAGCCCCAUUAUGUCCAGAUACCCUGGCAUCGUUAGUGCCAGUGCACCAGUCACCCCCAGCAGCCCGGUCCUGGAGCCAUACCCUCUGUAUGGCUAUUCGACACCAACAGCACAGUUGGAUGAGCGGUACCCAGCGCUGUCGCGCCAGGGGAGUUCCUCAGGAUACGCUACACCUGGAACACCAGGCUUCCCCGUCUCACCGGCUUACUACAACUCAGCUGCAAGUAGCCCUGGCACUGCCGCAGUUUUCACUGCCACGCCCAUCCCGCAGGUGCCCGGUGGCUCCUCUCCACCUCGAGGCUGCCCGGUCGCUGGUCCUCAGCCUGCACUGCCAGAGAAGAGGCGAAUGUCAAGUGGUGACCGCUCCAACAGCUCAACCAACUAUGCCACAGUCAACGGCAAGACCAUCUCGCCCAUCUCCAGUGGGAUGUCGAGCCCAAGUGGGGGCAGCACUCCAAGCGUGGCCUUUUCACACACAUUACCUGACUUCUCCAAACUCUCUUUGCACGAUGGAAGCCCAGAAGCAAGAGCUCAUGUGAAGUUUGUCCAGGAUACAUCCAAGUAUUGGUACAAACCGGAUAUCUCCCGCGAGCAAGCAAUCGGCCUGCUGAGGGAUCGUGAUCCCGGUGCCUUCAUCAUCCGAGACAGCCAUUCCUUUCGGGGGGCCUAUGGCCUGGCCAUCAAAGUCUCCAGCCCUCCUCCGACUAUCGCACAGCAAAGUAAGAAAGGUGACAUCACCAGUGAGCUCGUUCGACAUUUCCUCAUUGAGACCAGUGCAAAGGGGGUGAAAUUGAAGGGUUGCCUUAACGAACCUUACUUUGGGAGUCUGUCUGCCCUGGUUUACCAGCACUCGAUUACUCCACUGGCUUUGCCCUGCAAACUCGUAAUCCCAAGCCGAGCAAAACAUUUGGGACCUCCUGAGGUUGUGAAAGGCAAGUUUUUUCUUUCAGAUCCGGUGGAUAAAACCCCUGAACCAACUGUGUCGGCAAACUCAGCCACGGAGCUACUGAAACAGGGCGCGGCAUGCAAUGUGCUAUUUGUGAAUUCCGUGGACAUGGAGUCGCUCACAGGACCACAAGCUAUUGCCAAGGCCAUUUCGGAGACCCUCAGCAUCCAACCACAGCCGACUGCCACAGUCGUCCACUUCAAAGUGUCCUCCCAGGGAAUCACUCUGACCGACAAUCAGAGAAAACUUUUCUUCAGGCGCCACUAUCCAAUCAGCAGCGUUACAUUCUGUGACCUUGAUCCCCAAGAGAGAAGGUGGACAAAGACUGACGGAGGAGCGUCUAAACUCUUUGGUUUUGUUGCCCGGAAGCAAGGCAGCACAACUGACAACGUCUGCCAUCUCUUCGCCGAAAUGGACUCCAACCAGCCUGCAGCCGCCAUUGUGAACUUCGUGUCAAAGGUCAUGAUCGGCUUCCAGAAGAGAUGAGCCCGACAGUUUUUGAAAAAUAAAAUAA
Molecule: messenger RNA, 4713 nt
Organism: Carcharodon carcharias (great white shark)
Lineage: Eukaryota; Metazoa; Chordata; Chondrichthyes; Lamniformes; Lamnidae
Product: tensin-like
Exons: 21
Coding region: 72-4685 (1537 amino acids)
Biological process (GO): fibroblast migration
Molecular function (GO): protein binding
Source: RefSeq, a predicted model, not a curated record